AUGGCAUCGCAUUCUUCAGAGGACGAGGGCUACGGCUUCGACCCCUCUGUGCCUUUCAAAGGCGUCAUUGUCUGCUGCACCAGCAUCCCGCCUGACCAACGGACAGACAUUGCCCAAAAGGUAGCCGAGCUCGGCGGCCUGCACAAGUACGAUCUCACCCCCGACGUGACGCAUCUCGUUGUCGGCGACUACGACACGCCCAAGUACCGCCAUGUCGCCCGCGAAAGAGUCGACAUCAAGGCCAUGGACGCCGCCUGGAUCAACGCCGUCAACGAGCUGUGGAAGAAUGACGAGGAAUUCGACUUUGUCGCACUGGAAAACAGCUAUCAGCUAAAGGCGCUGGAGACGAGCGGUAUCGAGCCCUCGUCGCAGGAGGAAACCUCGCCAGCUGCGAGGGGAUCGCUGCUCAUCUGCUUGACGGGGUUCGGCGACACGAGGGACCAGAUUGCAGAGAUGAUUAUGCAAAACGGCGGUCGCUAUACUGGAGAUUUGACCAGGCGAUGCUCGCAUCUGAUUGUCAGCAAGCCAGAGGGCAAAAAGUUUACAGCGGCAAAGUCGUGGGGGGUACACACGGUUACUCUGGAUUGGCUCGAACAGACUGUCGCACGCGGCAUGAUCUUGGAAGAAACAAAGUUUGAUCCGCUAUUACCUCCGGAAGAGCAAGGCGUUGGCGCAUGGGUCAAGAAGGAUCCGAAGAGGUCAGCUUUAGGGAAGAGAGCAAGGUCAGCGGUGCUAAACGGAGGGCCAGAUGAAGGCAUGAGGAAAUUGCGCAAGACUGCCAGCAUGAAGCUGAGCUCGCAGAGAAACGACCUCUGGGGCGACAUACUUGGCAGAUCUGCGUCAAGAGAGUAUUCGUUUGCCCACGAGAAUCCUCCCGGAGCGCCGACCACCGGUCCUGAUCCAGCCGCUGCUUCAGUUGACGCCCCCAUACCAAUCUCUGAAGUUCCCACGCAGCCCGGCUACUCUCUCCAGGAGGACCAGGGCGUCUUUGCCAACUGCGUUUUUGUCGUCCAUGGAUUCCCACAGCAGAGAGCAGCCAUCCUGGAGCAGACAAUCGCGACUCUCGGCGGCACCAUCGUCUCGUCGUUGCAAUCCCCAGCUAUGCUGUCCCAGCCAACAGACCCCGAACACUACCGAUUCCUCAUCGUCCCCCAAACCUCCCAACCCGACACACACCCCAAAGUGCCAAACGAGCACAUUCACAUCAUUACCGAAUUCUACAUCGAAAACUGCCUGCAUAACAAGCGAUUCUUCAAUCCCAAUGAGCAGGUCCUCGGGCGACCGUUCCCCCUGUUCCCCAUCCCCGCGUUUGCAAGCAUAACCGUGUGUAGCGCCGCGUUUACCGGAAUAGAGCUCAACCAAGUUGCGAGGAGCGUAGCCCAGCUAGGCGGUAAAUACGAAGAAUCAUUUCGGCGGUCAACAAACGUACUCGUCUGCAAAUCUCUCAUGUCAAUGCGGAGAGAAAAGCUAAAGUGCGCGCUCGACUGGGGCGUGCCUGUUGUUUCCGCAGACUGGCUGUGGGAAUGCAUAUCCAGCGGCAGUCUAGUUCCCAUUGAAGACUUUGUAUAUCCCGAGAUUAAGAAACGGCGCGUCAAGCGAGACCCCUUUGUCAACGACGAAGACGACGCUGCGCCGGAAAAGCCGCUUCGAAAGGCCCCUGAGGCGAAACCCGCGGCAAAGCCUCCCAAGCAAAGCGUCGACACCACAGCCUUUGACAAAGACUUGCCUGGGAAAAGCCGCGCCAAACAGACGCUCGAGUCUAUCACGUCGGCAGACUUUCUGACGGCACGAACCCAUCCGGCCAACACUGUGUGGACAGCCGACACGCCUCCUCUGACUGAGCUGUCGUCGGCCGCGCUCAACGUGUCGCCAAAGCUGCCGGCAGCCAAAACCCCUCUUGCUCGCAUCAUAUCCGCUCCAGCCAAGCUGCCCCAACCCCAAGAACAAUCACUCCCAGCACCUCCUCCCCCUGAAGCAACAAAACAAGCACCCUCCGAAGCCCCAACAGAACAAGAGCCAUCCGCCGACCAAGUUGAAAAACAACGCCAGCUAGCAGCCGCCGCAGAGCUUCGCCAAGGCCUCACAUCAGCCCUCUCCGACCUCAUUCCCCCUCUCACAUCCACCUCCCUCGCCAACUCCAAUUCCGCUCCUCACCAGCAAUCCGGCCCUCGUGCCCUCGGUCGUCGUCGCCACAAAAUCCUCGGUCGUGCUAUUAGCAACGCUUCUAAUGCUAGCAGCGCCGCCAGCAUCGACAGCGCUGCUCUUCCGCCUCGCGCGCUGCAGGAUGAAGAUGUCGAUGAGGAGAGGCAGAGACAGUCUCCCCCGGCGACGCAGCUUGAAUAUCGUGAUCCCGAGGCCAUGGAGACGAAAGCCAUGCUAAUGAGCAGGAUGACCGGUGCCGUGGAAGCAGCACCACCAGAGAUUCUCGGCCGCACAAGGUCUUCUAGGAGAAAGUAG
Molecule: messenger RNA, 2457 nt
Organism: Trichoderma breve
Lineage: Eukaryota; Fungi; Ascomycota; Sordariomycetes; Hypocreales; Hypocreaceae
Product: twin BRCT domain-containing protein
Exons: 3
Coding region: 1-2457 (818 amino acids)
Biological process (GO): mitotic DNA replication checkpoint signaling; mitotic G2 DNA damage checkpoint signaling; DNA replication initiation
Source: RefSeq, a predicted model, not a curated record